This is a messenger RNA of Strongylus vulgaris, 1314 nucleotides long. NCBI's taxonomy places the organism in Eukaryota, Metazoa, Nematoda, Chromadorea, Rhabditida, Strongylidae. The record is from the annotation of a GenBank genome assembly.
GGGACUGCUAGACAUGUGUCUAUAGGUAAAUUCCUUAAAUAUGCCCAUUUUGCAAUUACUAGAAAAAAGGAAUAUACUUAUUUUGUAGGUGUCUUUGCCGUAGCAUCACUGAUGGUGGGAGCAUGUCGGAUACGGCUUCUCCCAGAUUCUGAAGAGAUCAUAGGAAAUUCAACAUCUCCUUUUGCCCAUGUGGGUCCCAUGGAGCUGACCAGUGCCUUAACGCUAUUGGUUGGCGUGAUUCAGAUCCUCUUCGGAAUUCUACGACUUGGCUUUUUGACCACUUACCUCUCGGAUUCACUGGUCUCUGGAUUUACUACCGGUUCAGCAGCUCAUGUCAUGGUAUCCCAGUUGAAUAAAGUUUUGGGAGUGAAGCUGCCGCGACAUGAGGGUGCAGGAAUGCUUGUAAGGAUGAUCCGUGAUCUGAUCUACUCCAUUCCAUCAGCUAACAUCACCGCUGUGAUCAUUUCCUUCAUAGGAAUUUUGUUCUUGGAUCUUGGCAGAACUUACAUCAAUCCAAUUGUGAAACGAUUCUCUCCUAUACCGCCUCCACUUGAGCUUAUACUCGUGAGUUCUUUUUGCAAUCUGCAACUUCAGUUGACUUCCCUCUUUUUUCCAUUUACCAUCUCUACAAUCUAUUUGCAGGAAUUUUAUGCUGUAGGAAUCAUGUCAGUUGUCUCCUCAUUCUUCCCCGUUUAUCCUGUCGGUGCUUCCUUGUCCAGAUCUUCUGUAUGCGAAAUGUCCGGAGCGAAUACUCAGCUUUAUACUAUAUUUUCAUCUACCCUACUUCUUACUGUCAUACUCGUGUUGGGCCCAUUCUUAGAACCUCUGCCAAUGUGCAUUCUUGCCUGCAUUGUUAUUGUCAGCCUCAAGAGCCUGUUUCUUCAAGUGAAAGAGUUGCCACGGGUUUACAUUGGAUGUGCACGAAUUUUGUUGCAGGUGAUAUGGCUUGUCGCCUGUUUGAGCACUAUACUUACUGAUGUGACCAAAGGACUUAUAAUAUCGCUAGCUUUUGCCCUGAUCUCGAUAGUGCUGCGAGAGCAAUGGCCGCGAUUCUCAACAAGUGCAUUGGAAGAGAUCCCUCCACAACACGUCCCGGAUGGAGUUUCCCUCAUAAAGCCGCGAUUUUCAACAAGUGCAUUGGAAGAGAUCCCUCCACAACACGUCCCGGAUGGAGUUUCUCUCAUAAAGUUUGAAUCUCCCCUUCAUUUUGCCAAUGUCACAUUAUUUACCGACAAGAUAUCAGAGAUGAUAGCAUCUGUUAAAGAAGAGGUGAGAAAUGUCUUUGCUUUGCGUAAAUCUCAUCAAGAGCAUUAG